GCCUGUCUAAGAAGCCCUCUCUGCUGACUCAUCAAGGCCAUAUCCUGGACCCUGGAAAGAGCCUCACCCUGCAGUGUUGCUCUGACUAUGACAGAUUUGGUCUGUACAAGGUAGGGGGAGCUGACUUCACCCAGCACUAUGGCCAGAGGACCCAGGGUAACUUCUCUUCAGCCAACUUCACCCUGGGCUAUGUGAGCAGCUCUACUGCAGGGCAGUACAGAUGCUAUGGAGCACACAACCAAUCCUCUGAGUGGUCAUCCUCUAGUGAUUCCCUGGACAUCAUGAUCACAGGAAAACUUCCUGACAGUCCUUUCCUCUCAGUGAAGCCAAACUCCACAGUGCGGUCUGGAGACAACGUGACCCUGCUGUGUCAGUCAGCAUACACGACAGACACUUUCAUUCUGUCCAAGGAGGGAGCAGCCCACCAACCCCAGAGAAUGAAAUCCAAGUUCCAAGAUUGGAAGUCCCAGGCAGAAUUCUCUAUGACUGCUGUGACCUCUGCCCUCUCAGGCACCUACAGGUGCUACAGGUCUCAAGACUCAUCUCCCUACCUGUUGUCACAUGCCAGUGGCCCUGUAGAGCUCUCUGUCUCAGGACCCAUUGGAUCCUCCAGCCCACCACCUUCAAGUCCCUUGCCAACAGCAGGCCUGGAAAUGUACCUGAAGGCUCUGAUCGGAGUCUCUGUGGCCUUCCUCCUGUUACUCUCCAUUCUCAUCUUUCUCCUUCUCCGAAGAAGGCGUCAGGGAAAGUUCAGGAAGGAUGCCCAGAAAGAGACAGAAUUGCAGCUUCCUGCAGGAGCUGCAGAGCCAGUAACCAGAGACAGAGGCCGCCAGAAGAGAUCCAACCCAGCUGCUGCCACCCAGGAAGAAAUCCUAUAUGCCUCAGUGGAGGACAUGAAACCUGAGGAUGGUGUCAAUCUGGACAGUUUGAGACCACCAGAGGAAGAGCCCCAGCAACAGACAUAUGCCCAGGUGAAAGACUCCAGGCUCAGGAGGGCAGAAGCUGUCCUACCUUCUGUCAGGUCAAGAGAAGUCCCAGAAACAAAAGAAGAACAAGCAGAAGAGGGCAGAGAGACAGACACUCAGGCUGCUGAAUCUGAGGAUCCCCAAGAUGUGGUCUAUGCCCAGCUGUGGAGCAGGUCACUCAGACAGGGGACAGCUGCACCUCCUCCCUCCCAGGCUGCAGAAGCCCCAGAGGAGCCCACUGUAUAUGCUGCUCUGGCAGUCACUCGACCAGGUCCUGUUCCCAAUAAGGAGGAGCAAUGACCCUCUGCCUGCCAGGAGGCCUGUGGAGACCUACGAGGGAUUCUGUGAACUUUUGGGAACCUGGCUGCAU
Cricetulus griseus (Chinese hamster) is the source of this 1335-nucleotide messenger RNA. NCBI's taxonomy places the organism in Eukaryota, Metazoa, Chordata, Mammalia, Rodentia, Cricetidae. The record is from RefSeq and is a predicted model, not a curated record.